Molecule: messenger RNA, 2267 nt
Organism: Acromyrmex echinatior (Panamanian leafcutter ant)
Lineage: Eukaryota; Metazoa; Arthropoda; Insecta; Hymenoptera; Formicidae
Product: KICSTOR subunit 2
Biological process (GO): cellular response to glucose starvation; cellular response to amino acid starvation; negative regulation of TORC1 signaling
Cellular component (GO): KICSTOR complex
Source: RefSeq, a predicted model, not a curated record
CAUGGCCUCUUUCAGGUUUCUCUGAUACCAGUUCAGAAAGGACAAUAAAAAACAAUCCUAAUGUCAACCUUUUAAAGUGCUUUCUAUUUUAAUGACAUAGGGUAUGGUCAACGCGAUGCUACAAACGCUUUGAAGCGUUUUUUAAUUGGACUUAUGUAGGUAUAUGUAAAUGGAAAGUAUCCAUGCAUAACAUUAUACAUAACCUCAUCAGUAUGACAGCAUUGAUAGUCGCAUGGUCCAUUUAUUCGCAUAUGUUGCAAACAAAAAUAGAGGAUGGAUCACGAGGAUGAAUUCCUUAAUGCCUUCUUCACACAGGUCGCUCAAUUAUGCUCCGAUAAGGCUAAGGAAACAGUUGAGAAAGAAAGGGAAUCAUGUAAGCAGAUGCAAAUGGGUCCAUGGGGAAUGCUGCUGUUGCAUUUACCACAGAUAGCUGUUGCAGAGCGUUCAUAUGCGGAUUUAGGUUUCCUCAAUACUAAAAAUAAAGGUUUUCUUAGGAAGGAUAAUUCUUUAAAGACUGUCUAUGAAUCACUGAAGUCUGAUUUGAAAAGAUUAGAGGAAAUGACUAAGGGAACAAAUUCCAUUGGUACGGCAGUCGCAAAUGUUUCCAGUCAGCUCUGUCAGUUCAUCACGGCAAGAAUCCAGCUGAUAGAUUUCUACGAAAAAAUGUACAAUAUGAGUGUAAAUAGCAAAGUUAUGAAGCAUCAAGAAUUGCUGCAGUAUAUAGAAGGAAUAGUAAAAUGUUAUUUGUUAUCCUGUUCUCAUUUGGCAUUAACUGCUAUCAAAACAAGUUUAACAUUAGAAUGUGAAAUACUAGUACAAUUAAUGAAAGCACAAGUGGAAGUUCAAAAUUGGAGAUUUUUACCAACUCUGAUGGCACUCUACGGAGCGCAAACGCGAAUGUCAGCUUGGGAAAGAACUCUGCAGAGCAAGGAGUCUUGGAAAUUGGGUUUUGGUGCGACAUUUCUCAAGGCAAAUCAACAACCAGCGCUGUACCAAUGGCUGAUGAAGCUCCGUAGUGCCAUAUUAGCUAAGUGUUCUCUGUAUUUCCACACUACUUUAAGCCAACAAGCUAGUCCAGGGGAAAUGAGGAGUAUUAUGAGCAAGCAGAGUAUAGAUUACUAUCAUAAGAUACAGAGUUUUCAACGAAAAUACGAUAUACUAGCGGUAUUGAUAAUCUUCGACUCCAGAGAAACUGAAAAUUCAGGUUCUGGAUAUAGACAUCCAGGAAGAGGAGCAAACUCUUUUGAGAGUUUUCCCGUUGUUGUUUGUUGUCCUAGUACAUUCACGCAGAAACCAUCAGUACACUUGGAUAAUAUCCAGACUAAGAUAAAGGAACGACACGCCGAACUUCUUACUAUGGACAAAGUAAUUUGCCAUAAAAGUAUGAAGGAUUCGUGUACAUAUUCUUUCCACAACACUGAUCCCACAAUGACUCUCGUGAUUGCAUUUGAAAACGGGAAACAAAAGGAUAAAGAAACCCACAUUACAUCGUUUAUGAUGGACCUCUCUAUGCAAAUUAGAUGCAAUAAGAUGAACAGAAUGGACCAAUCACGGAUCGACAUAGAUUACGACAAAACGACAUUUGAUAAAUUACAUACAGCGUAAAAAAAUCUCAAUCAGCGUAACACUUAAAAUAUAGCUCAAUCAGCUGAUCCCAGCUGUUCCAGCGGCUGAUCAUUCGGUAAGUUGGCACCAUCUACCGAGAAAUGCCUGACACUAAUUAUAUUUGCGAAUAUAUUUUUCAAUUUUCAGCAUUUUCAAGAUAUCGCAAUAAUGGCUGCGUUCAGCAGAAAAAGCAACUUUGCAAUUGUUGUAAAAUUCUUUAAUAUGAUUAGUCUUGCCCUUAGUUCCACUGGAUCUAAAUGUAUAAACCAAUGUGUCAGGCAUUUCUCAGUAGAUGGUGCCAACGUACCGAGUGCGAUCAGCUGCCGGAACAGUUGGGAACAGCUGAUUGAGUUGAUAUUUUAAGUGUUGUGCUGAUUGAGAUUUUUUUACGCUGUAUGUAAUUUAUCAAACGUUAUUUCAUCGUAAUCUGCGUCGAUCCGUGAUUGGUCGUGUACGUGAAAUCGCGUCUUUUAUGUUUUUGCAGUGAUAAGACUGGACGAGGCGCAGUUUUGCGGAUUUGCGGCGUUGCGAGGUUAUGUGCCAGAAGUAUCACGAGCGUUUUGUGUAUCUCUCAUCUUCGGGACGCAACAAAGAUCAAUAGAGUAUUGAAUCAACUUUCCAACUGAAGUAUCAGUGAGAUAUUGUCGGUGAGGAUACAAAAA